This is a messenger RNA of Colletotrichum navitas, 535 nucleotides long. RefSeq lists its product as uncharacterized. The transcript has a single exon. Bases 186 to 464 code for a protein of 92 amino acids. Lineage: Eukaryota; Fungi; Ascomycota; Sordariomycetes; Glomerellales; Glomerellaceae. The record is from RefSeq and is a predicted model, not a curated record.
CCCCUAUCGGCCACUCAUUUUUGCACCGUUUUUGUGCUUUUCCGAUUGGGCCCAUGUUGUCGUAGUCCAUAGAGGCGCACACUGCAUUAUCUCAAACACCAUGAUCCUACCGUGUCGAACAAGGCCUUUUGUCCCUGACACUGCGCUCAGAACGAAAAGACGGUCCUGUCGCAUCGGGGGAAGAAAUGACAAGAGAAAAGCCAAAAGGCUUGGUUUGUCUCGUCACCAGUUUACUGCCCAACCUUGUCGCACGCACCCCUUCUAAACCCCAAGACCUUGAGCAAUUCUACAGCAAAAGCACAUCUCAAAGCACCCCCCCAUCACAUCAAGAACAAAAACCUCUACUCACUCCCCCGCGAGCUCUUCUCAAGCACCUUUCUCGUCCGAGACCCCCCUCCGUCCUCGGCCCGGCCCUGAAGCGGGGCCGAAAGGAAACCCACACACGGAGCGGAAUACCUAGGUAGGGAGUGUCGAUCCUUCCGCGCCUGAAUGCGGAGAAGGUCGCACGCACUAAGCCGCUGCGGGAGAAGACUGC